CGCGAUGGGCGCGGGUGGGGUCGGCGCGGCGGGGAUGGUCAAUCCCCUCGGCGGCGGGAUGGGCGGCGGGAUCGACCUCGGCGGGUUCAGCCUGCCGGCGGGAACCGACCCGGAGAUUAUCGCCGCCGCCGCCGCCGCGGCGGCGGCUGCUGCUGCCCAGAAGAAGCAGCAGCUGCUCCUCCUUCAGCAACAGCAACAACAGCAGCAGCAGCAGCAGCAGCAGGUUGGGGGAGGGACGGGAAGCUCCAUGACGAUUCCCGCGCCUCGAACGUCGGCGCGGAAACUGUCCGCGGCUGCGCCCGGUUUCGUCGCCAACGGCAACGGAGGGGGCAUAUCAUUCGGAACCGGCGCGGCGUCCUUCGAUCUCGGGCGAGGGUUCGAUCGCCUGAGCCUCGACCAGGACCAAGCGUACUUUCCUCCGCGCAGUUAGCGACUGACGACGACGAAGGAGGUGAAAACAACCGCCGGGGGUCACAGCCGCCGCGCGCGUCUGCGUGUACCACCAGGUACCAAAACAUAAAAGUUGAGCGCGUCUUCGCGCGCCAGUUGAACCAAGUUGAGGAGCCCGGGCUCCUACUGUUGAUGAACGCCGCAGUUGCGCGCAGCGGCGUUACUAUUGCAAGUCGACAUUCGGGGAUGAUUAAGGUGACCUUACUCACUUUUACGAUGACGAUGUGUGUACCAAAUUUACAAGUUGAAAGGAUUGAGAGUCAGAAGAGGGGCGGGCGCGUUCGCGUCUUCAGUAGUAGACUAUCUACCGUUGAUGAGUUGUGCAGCAUGUAACGAAAGACCGAGCUCGCUCUUCUU
This is a messenger RNA of Micromonas commoda, 807 nucleotides long. RefSeq lists its product with no specific name. The record is from RefSeq and is a predicted model, not a curated record. The transcript has a single exon. Lineage: Eukaryota; Viridiplantae; Chlorophyta; Mamiellophyceae; Mamiellales; Mamiellaceae. Bases 5 to 430 code for a protein of 141 amino acids.